Messenger RNA from Scophthalmus maximus (turbot), 5369 nucleotides. Its product is annotated as gap junction beta-1 protein-like. Lineage: Eukaryota; Metazoa; Chordata; Actinopteri; Pleuronectiformes; Scophthalmidae. Gene Ontology annotation, biological process: cell communication. Gene Ontology annotation, cellular component: connexin complex. The coding region runs from base 551 to 3634 and encodes 1027 amino acids. The record is from RefSeq and is a predicted model, not a curated record. The transcript is spliced from 10 exons.
CAGCUCAUGACCCACACUGUGCACUUGGUUGUUCUUCUUCUGCCACACCCUGCAUCAGGAAGAGGUCACCCAACAGCAGGCCUGUCGGCUGGUGGAGAGACAGGUGACAGGUGAGCUGAAGAAAAAACUAGGAGAGGAAAUCCGAAUGAACGUUACACUACUGAGUCUGCCUCACUAAUUGGUUGACUGCGCAGGAGGUGUCGACGUGGCGUGGCGUCGCACCUCCUUGUCCACCUGCGGUCGAAGACGGAGCAGGAGACCUUCCACUGACAACCACGACUGGAGCAAGAAGCAGACUAGGUUGCGAAGACGAGGACAAUUCGCUGCGGCGCUGCGGAAACUCCCCAGAAACAGUAAACUGCGGACAAACGCUGUUUUUUUCUUUCUUUUUAAAAAAAAAAGUGUGUUAGCGGGCUAGCUAGCUAACUAGCUAGAUCGCAUUAGCCCGCGGCCGCGCACGCGCAGUCAGAGCCCGGGCUCCAGCAGCUCCAGCAGCAGCAGCGCAGCACCUGACCGCGCCCGCGGGCAUAGCGCUCUCUCCCCGCCGACCAUGACUCCUCCUGAGCAGCGGCAGCUCGUCCACCGCCCGCCGCAGCCCCCCGUCCCCGUCUCCGCGCACAAAGUGCAGUUAAUGUGCAAACUGUUUUUGCUGGAAAUCGCCAAGAGGACGCUUGAACAAGAUCUCUGCAACGUCACCAACAAGGCCUAUGAUGAGGUCCAAGGUUUCUUGAACUCAUCUUUACCCACCAGUCUGGUCAGUGAUCUCUCAGUGGCUCUGGAUUCUAAAUGCAGAGCUAUUGAAAAGCUCUCAGCUUCACUAAAGGACCUCAUUGUUGAGCCAGGAGUUUGUGUCCAGCCUGCUGUCAAAAUGGGAGUGAGAACAAACCUCCUUAAGCCACCCAGAGACAAAAGGAUCCAGAUGACAGAUGUUCUCAAGUUCGGGCCCAUGUUACAGAACGUGCUCAUGGCAAGCUCCAUAGCGAAAGCAGUCCAGGUGGUUGGAGGCACACUGUCCCUUCAGCAGCUGAAACAUUUCCUCAUCUCCCAGCCUGCAGCGGCCCAGGAGGAUGACAUGAUUCACAGCAUCUCGUCCGGCUACAAUAGCUGCGUUCAGACUACGAGCUCAUCCUGUCAUUCAAAGGGCAAAACAAAAGAAAAGGCUGUUAUUUAUGAGAAGAAAAGCCAACCAGAUAAUGUGUUACUGCCAUCUGCCGUUAUUCAAAGCCCUAAAAUUGAUGCAGAGAGACCACCACUACUACUACCACCAAUACCGACUAUACUACCAGAAAUGAGAAACCCAAAACCCAUGAAAAUAACACCACUAAUUAGCUGGGGACGGGGGGAUGAUGUCCAGGUGCAACACCAAAAACAAACAUCCUCUCAGCUGUUACACUUCCUCAGAGCCAAAGCUAAAAACAAGGGUGCACUGGAGGUCAAUGUCAUGGAGUGGAAUAAAAGUAAGUACACUUCAUGUUCGCCACAAUCAACGUCGACUACUAUCAAAACACAAAGCCACCAAUUCAGAAAUGUUUUGAGAGAUGAUCUUAUGGAAGCACUCGCCCCAAAAACAUUGCGUGCAGACAUUGAAAACCAAGCACCAGUCUUCCGAGUAAAACAAGUUGAAUCGAGUGGCUCGCUGACCUACACUUGUGUGAUUGCGACAAAGACCGAAUUGUGGGAUAUUGGAGACAUCUUCACAGAGGUGCAACCUGCACACACUGACGGCAGCCCAGACAAAGAUGAAUGCUGCCAAAAUAGAUCUGCUAAAGUGGAGAACUCCAGUGUAGACAUCGAGUGGAAAACGCAAACUCCCCAGUGCACAAAACCUGAAGGAGAGCAUAAUUCUUCUGGCCCAGAAACACCAGUGAUCAACAACGUUACCAUUCCCGAGUUCCAGAUCCGGAAGUUUGAUGAAAUUGAAGUUGUGGUGUCUCAUGUUGUAAGCCCAGGCAACUUCUACAUCCAGCACGCAGACUCCCUCGCGAAGCUGCAGGCCCUUGUCACAGACAGCUGGAGAGCCAGUAGUUCAUAUGCCGAGCAGAACUGCAUUCCAGACAUUGGAACCCAAGUAAUGGGUUGGUUCCCAACGCAAGAACAAUGGUGCAGGGCUCAGGUGACCAAGAUAUGUGGAGUGAGUGGAGAUCAUAUCCCCCCUGAUGGUACUGGGAGUGAGACUUCGAUCAAGGUGGAGGUGAAGAGGCUGGACCACGGUGGCACUGCCUGCCUCUCACUGAAGAACACCAAGGAGCUGACCCUGGAAAUGGCCACCCUUCCACUUCAGGCUGCGCAAGUCUCACUCGCAGAUGUGACGCCUGUGAAUGGAAGAGACUGGUCUGAGCAGGCAGUGGGCUGGUUCAAAGCAAUGGUGCACAACAGGACAUUUUAUGCCAGAUCUUACCCACAGGGGCUGAAAUUAACGGUUGAGCUGUUCUUGGAAAAGGGAAAGCUCGGAGCUAUGAGGAGAAGUGCGCCACUGUCUUUGAGACUGGCCCAAAACGGACACGCAAAACACAGUCAACUGAAGAAUGUUGGUCUCGUGAAAAGAAGCACUGUUCAACUCAAAAUGAGGAAACAGGACUCCGACCGGGAGAAAUACCUCAUCUCGUGCUACAUUCAAAGACAGCUCCUGUGUUUCCCCAGAGGAAUCUGCGAACCUGUGAGUGACUCUGUUCCCUGGAUGGCAGUGGCUCAGGUCAAAGCCUUCCUUCACUCCCCUGCUCUGCCAAGCACAAUAAAUAAUGUGGCAGGCCCGAGGCCUUUUGUGUCCACACAGAUUCCUCCUUUUGCCGGGGAUCUGGAGUCGAAAAUGAACUGGGGGACCUUUUAUGCCGUGAUCAGCGGUGUAAACAGGCACUCUACCGGCAUCGGACGCGUUUGGCUCUCGGUCAUCUUCAUCUUCCGUAUCAUGGUCCUGGUUGUUGCUGCUGAAAGCGUUUGGGGAGAUGAGAAGUCCGGCUUCACCUGCAACACCCAACAGCCCGGCUGCAACAGUGUGUGUUAUGACCAGUUCUUCCCCAUCUCGCACAUCCGCCUGUGGGCGCUCCAGCUCAUCCUGGUCUCCACCCCUGCGCUGCUUGUGGCCAUGCAUGUGGCCCACCGACGCCACAUUGAUAAAAAGAUCCUGAAGAGGACGGGCCGCAGCAGCCCCAAGGAGCUGGAACAAGUCAAGAACCAGAAGUUUCAGAUCACCGGAGCCCUGUGGUGGACAUACAUGAUCAGUAUCAUCUUCAGAAUCGUCUUAGAGGUGGCUUUUCUCUACAUCUUCUACCUGCUCUAUCCUGACUUUAAGAUGGUGCGUUUGGUGAAGUGUGACUCGUACCCUUGCCCCAACACCGUGGACUGUUUCGUCUCCAGGCCGACAGAAAAGACUAUAUUCACCGUGUUCAUGCUGGCAGUGUCUGGGGUGUGCGUGCUGCUCAAUCUGGCCGAGGUGGCGUACCUCAUGGGCAGGGCGUGCAAACGGUGCUUUCGAGGCUCUGAGGACGAGUCCAAAGCAGCCUGGAUGAGUCAAAGAUUGUCUUCCUACAGGCAAAAUGAAAUCAAUCAGCUGAUAGCAGACCAUUCUCUCAAGUCCAAGUUCACUGUGACCAAAAAGAGCCCAAGUGAGAAGGUUGAGAGGUGUUCUGCUUUCUGAGACUCUGCCUUUCCCUUUCCCUAUAAACUAACCAACAUUAAUAACACAAUGGAGCAUGGUGCUCUGCAUUAAUGUCACAUAUACUGUAUAUUCGCUCAUUAUCAGCAUCUAUAUUUAUUGAUGUACUGUAUCAUUCAGACGCUUACUUACUGGUCUUUUUUCGGUUUUACUUACACAAGUGUUAGUUGCUGUCAGAACUUGUCUAAACUAUUUAGAGCCAGUAGUGAAGGUUAAAGGCGAAUACCAAUGUUUUGCUUACCUUGAUUUGUUUAAGUUUUUGUUUAGAUUUUUUUUUUUUUCAGGCUCUUGAGCAUCUUUAAUUCAUUUCAUUAAAAAAAGCUGCCAAGUUGCCACGGAGGGGUGGUUUGCCUGAGCAAAACAAACCAUGGCUACGAGAACAGAAUCAUGCUUCCAUUUAUUUUUGUCAAAGUUGCAUUGUUGUUCACGUGACAGCUCGCUCUAAUGUGUGGAUUUGACGAAAUCCCGCAGGUGUGUCAUGUCUGAGUCCUGGUUAGGUGCCCAAGACUCAUGAAAUGGAUGUGAGAAGUUUAACAUGAUAUAUUUGUUUUUUUGCAUUGUAAAUGUUUCGGUCUGGAAACUCAAGUAUCAGUUUCUCAUCAGCACUCGAAUGCACCUUCCAACUGAUCUUUCACAUUUUUCCAUGCGACUUGGCUUUGAGAACAAAAAAGAAGAAACUAUUAUAAGGAUAUUUCUUUAAGUCUUCAUGGACAGAUUAUCAAUACAUACUGGAAAUUAAAGAAAAUGGGUUGGGCAGCCUGGAGAGCACAAAAUUCCAAAACGUAAAUUAAAAAAAGACACUUUGGAGAGGGCUUUGCAGUAAUGUUGACGAUAUAUGAUUUCUUGUAAAUAAGCAAAAAUGGGUUGUCUGGAAAAAUAAAUACUGUAAAGAUUAAAAUGCUGAAAAGGAAAGACAACGUUUUCAUUUGGAUAAAAAAAAAAGAUAAUGCUUCUACGGAUCAUACUUAUCAAGUCAAAUCUAACACGAUAUGUAAUGGAAGAGAAAGGGAAACGUGUGAGUGGAAUGACUUGGCCACUGGUGGAAUGCUUGUAUUAUAGUGGACUCUGUUGUCUAAUUGCAGUAAAGUUAGGUCAAACCCUCACGUUCACACGUCAGUUAACCUUCAGCCUGGACGUUUCUCAUGGCCUGUGGUAGAUGUCACAUGAUGUUCAGCUGAUGAAACGGUAAAGUUACAAUUAUUCCUUCCUUCGUGUUACUUCUUGUCUGCUGCGUCCCCUUUUAGAAUAUUGUAAAUCCCAGUUAUGUGCAUUGUUUUUUAAGCACUAAAUUAAAUGUAGAUUUUGUUCACAGAUGUAAAUUGUACCCACUUCAUCGCAGCUUCUUUUUUUAACCUGUUUUUCCAUUUGGCUCUGAUAAAUGUUUGAGGUUGACCUACUUUAUUUAACGGAGACCCAUUUCUCUCUGACAUUUGGCAACUGCUUUCCUUAAUAUGACCCUGCUUGCAUAGUAUAUUAUUCAGUAUCCUUGUGGUCCUGAAAAUAUAAUGUCCCAUGCGCUGGUAUGUUAUGAAGUUAACUUGUUUGUAUACACAUUGUAAAUGCAUACAGGAAACCCUUAUGUUGAUAUGCCUAAAUGCACAUUAUCAAUUUACAUCAAGGUAAACAAUCCAGAUUAAAUACACAUUGGGUUGAAACUACAUGUAUAUACUGUGUGUACAUUAUGUAUUAUAAAGAAAUAAAGUGCCUGAUAAUUUGA